UGACUGUUAGUAUUAACAGAAAAGCGAUUAUUCUCGAACGUCUUACACAUCAGAUUGUAAUAUUAAUUAAUCUAUUCAAAAUUAAAUAUUUAUAAUAACCAUUCAACGUCCAAUAGUUUUAAAAUUAAGUUUCUUCAGUAUAAGAGCAUUUGACAAAAAAAAUGCCACCAACAUUAAUGACUAUAGAAUAUUUUCGUAAAAAAACCGCUGCUGUUCAUAUUAUACUUUUAGUAGAUUAUUUGAAUAAGAAUAAAAUUACACAAGAACAUUUAGAUAAUCAAGAUAUUUUGGAUGAUAUAAUACGUAAGGGAAUGGGUAAAUCUGUAAGACAACGCCUUCCGCCAAAAGAUAUUAAUGCGUUUAAAGAAACUCUUCGCUUUUUUAACAUUGAUGAAUUGAAGAAAACUAAUCUAUACCGAAUAAAUCGUGGUAUAUUGGCCGUUGCUUGUGUUGAACAUAUCCUGUACCCUGACAAAGAUCAUAAAAAAUAUAAACAAAUAUAUAAUUGCGACAAAUUUACGGCAAAGAAGGUGUAUAAAAAACUGGGUGAACAUUGUGGUUUCACAACAGAAGAUGAGCUCGAUCCUAUUAUAGUUACAUCAAUUAGAUCUUUUUUUAGGAGCACCUUGUUUUGGAAAAAAAAAACAUUCUUGGAGACGAUAAGAGAUUAUUUGAAAACGGUUGACAUUAAUGCAGAAGAAAAGCACUACAUAAUGAAUGCGUCGAUUCAAUUUAUUAAUAAUAAGAAAACUUUUAAAACUAUUCACACUGUUCCAUUGCCAAGAUAUAUUAUGAAUCAAAAAUAUUUUCAAAAAAAAGGAAACGCAGAAGUUCUCAUUAAUUUGGUAAAUUAUUUGGAGAAAAAAGAAGUGAAAGAAGAAGAUUUAGAUAACGAAAAAAAUUUAAUAGAUAUACUGCGCGAGGGAAUGAAAAAAUUUGUCACCUAUCCACCUACAAAAUUAGAAUUAGAAGUGUUUAAAAAAACGAUUCUAAAUUUUACAAUCGAAUACUUAACGGUAACUAAUCUUUAUCGAAUAAAUCGUGGGAUAUUAAUUGUCGUAUGCGUUGAAUAUGUUCUUUUUCCUGGACAAGAUUAUGAAGAGUAUAGAAAGAUUUAUGGCGGCGAUCGCUCUAAGGCCACCGCAUUAUAUAAAAAACUCUGUGGUAUUCCUAAAGAAAAUAAAGUCAAUGGAGCCUUAGCUAAAUCGGUUAGAACUUUUUUUCAGUAUCGAAAUAGAAAUGUGGAAACGAUUCGAUUAUAUUUACAAGAUAUCGAUAUUGAUUCUGAAGAGAUCGAAUAUAUAAAAAAUGCGUCGAUUCAAUUGAUUAGAGGUAAUGAAGCUAUUGAAGCUGAUCAACCGAUGGCUGCAAUCGAAGAUCAUCCAAUAAAUGUGAUCACCGACGACGAGGAAACCCUUCCACCUAUCUCAGAUAUGCCAUUGGAACAUGUUGACUCUCCUUCAGGAGUAUUAAUACCGGUAAACCAGGGAUUUCUUUCCCGUUACUCUCCCAAUGAGGUGGUGUUGGCGAAAAGGUUCAAAUCGUAUUUCUGGCCAGCACAAAUUAUUGAAGUCUAUAGUGAUAAGAUAUAUGUUACAUUUUUUCCUCUAUCGGAAGAAAUGGAGCAAGAGGAACUCUCAUCGGAAGAAGAUGUAAGAGCUUUUACGGACGAAGAAAUCGAAGCCGCUGGUGCCUCUUUAUGUACAGGUUUAUCACAAGAAGCCUUUAAAAAUGCAGUGAAAUUUGCUUCAGCAGAAUUGAAUUGAAUACAUUCUCGUUAAUUUAUGCAUGCAAUAAAUCAUUUUAUGAUAAUUAUACUCCAGGAAGUCGGGGUUUUUAUCUCAAAAGAUUAGUGAUAAACUUAUAGCAACCCCAAAAGGUGACACUCCGACCACUUGAAGGUAAAUAUUUUUUUUACAUUCAAUUGGAGGCCUCAGCGGGGAAUGAUUAUCGAAAUAAUCAUUCAAGUGAAUACUCUAAAUAAAUGCGUCAAUUUGCAAUUGCUCUAUGAAAAUUGAUAAAAAAAAUAUAAAUUUGUACAAUAAAAAGAAUUAAUAUGCCUUGUUGUUUAACGCACCGCUUAAUGCCACAUUUUUGCGCCAUUUAUGUAAACUAU
Trichogramma pretiosum is the source of this 2116-nucleotide messenger RNA. RefSeq lists its product as uncharacterized. The coding region runs from base 162 to 1766 and encodes 534 amino acids. The transcript is spliced from 3 exons. The record is from RefSeq and is a predicted model, not a curated record. NCBI's taxonomy places the organism in Eukaryota, Metazoa, Arthropoda, Insecta, Hymenoptera, Trichogrammatidae.